CUAGCACUUAUUAUAAUAUAAUUUAUGUUCCUAGUGCUUAAACAUUUACCAUAUUAUUUCCUACGUAAACUAUUAUGAAGCUAGAACUUUGCUCUUUUAGUGGGUACAAAAUAUACCCUGGACAUGGUAAAAGAUUAGUGAAAGUAGAUGGAAAAGUCAACAUCUUUAUAAAUAAAAAAUGUUCUAUAUUGCAUCUUAACAAAUCCAAUCCAAGAAAAAUAUGCUGGACUGUUUUAUAUAGAAGAAAACAUAAAAAAGGUAUACAAGAGGAAACAACUAAGAAAAGAGUUAGAAAAGUUGCAAAAUUUCAGAGAGCUAUUGUUGGAGCAUCAUUAACCGAAAUAAUGGCAAAGAGGAAUCAGAAACCUGAGAUUAGAAAGGCACAGAGAGAACAAGCCAUAAAAGCUGCAAAAGAAAAGUCACAACUUAAGACACAAAAGAAAGUUGUUGCACCAAGAGAUAAAAUAAAGUCAAAAGCUUCAAACCGAGUACAAAAACAAGCCCCUAGAGUGACAGGAAAACGCUAAUGUUAACAAUCUACUAUUAUUAUUUUUAAUUAAUUUAUAUAAUAAUUAUAAAAAAAACAUAAUUUAUAUUUAAAAUGCUGUUCAACUAUGUAAUUAACAUAAAUAAAUAAUUAUGAAUGAUAACUAAAUAUAUCAAUGUUUUUUAAUUA
Molecule: messenger RNA, 676 nt
Organism: Gordionus sp. m RMFG-2023
Lineage: Eukaryota; Metazoa; Nematomorpha; Gordioida; Chordodea; Parachordodidae
Product: large ribosomal subunit protein eL24-like
Exons: 5
Coding region: 75-527 (150 amino acids)
Biological process (GO): cytoplasmic translation
Cellular component (GO): cytosolic large ribosomal subunit
Molecular function (GO): mRNA binding; structural constituent of ribosome
Source: RefSeq, a predicted model, not a curated record